GCCGGGCAGAGCGGUCGGUGACAGCCCCGAAGGCCCCCGCCCGCGCCCAUGGCCGAGCCGGACCCCUCUGACUCUCUGGAGACCCAGGCAGGGAAGGUGCAGGAGGCUCAGGAUUCAGAUUCAGGCACUGAGAGAGGAGCAGCUGGCAGAGAAGAAGAGAUGGACUUCCUUCGGAAUUUCUUCUCCCAGACACUUGGCCUGGGCACCCAGAAGGAGCGUCUCCUGGAUGAGCUCACCUUGGAAGGGGUGGCUCGGUACAUGCAGAGCGAGCGCUGUCGCAGAGUCAUCUGUCUAGUGGGAGCUGGAAUCUCCACAUCGGCGGGCCUCCCUGACUUCCGCUCUCCAUCCACUGGCCUAUACGCCAACCUGGAGAAGUACCAUCUUCCCUACCCAGAGGCCAUCUUCGAGAUUGGCUAUUUCAAGAAACAUCCGGAACCCUUCUUUGCCCUUGCCAGGCAAUUCUAUCCUGGGCAGUUCAAGCCGACCAUCUGUCACUACUUCAUCCGCCUGUUGAAGGAGAAAGGAAUGCUCCUGCGCUGCUACACGCAGAACGUAGACACCCUGGAGCGAGUGGCAGGGCUGGAGCCCGUGGACCUGGUGGAGGCCCAUGGCACCUUCUACACGUCACACUGUGUUGGCACCAGCUGCCGACAUGAGUACCCGCUGAGCUGGAUGAAAGAGAAGAUCUUCAGUGAGGUGACUCCCAAGUGUGAGAAAUGUCAGAGCGUGGUGAAGCCUGACAUCGUAUUUUUCGGCGAGAAUCUCCCAGCGCGUUUCUUCUCCUGCAUGCAGUCAGACUUCCAGAAGGCGGACCUCCUCAUCAUCAUGGGCACCUCCCUGCAGGUGCAGCCCUUUGCAUCCCUCAUCAGCAAGGCACCUCUCUCUACCCCACGCCUACUCAUCAACAAGGAAAAGGCCGGCCAGAGGGAUCCUUUCCUAGGAAUGAUGAUGGGCCUGGGAGGAACCAUGGAUUUUGACUCUGAGAAGGCCUACAGGGACGUGGCCUGGCUGGGUGACUGUGACCAGGGCUGCCUGGCCCUUGCUGACCUCCUUGGAUGGAAGAAGGAGCUGGAAGACCUUAUUCAGAAGGAGCAUGCCAGAAUAGAUGCCCAGCUGGGGUGAAGCCGCCAACCCCACCACUUCAACUUCCCCCAGAAAGUCUCCACCACCUGCCAAGGAGGCGACCAGGACUACCAUAGAAGGAGAGAAACCCAAGUGACAACUGCACCCCCCAGGAAGGACACCCCAUUCCUCGGGGAUAGCCGAGUCCCAACCAACCCUGGGUCUCCUCUAACCUGUAGCUCUUGUCUGGGGCGCUCAGAAUAUCCCCCAAUCUGUUAACCAGUUCUUCCCAAAACUAGAGUCCCCGCUGCCCCCCACCCAACUUUAGCCUGUCUCUAACUUCUCCUAGAGGCCAAAGCUAACAGCCACAGUCUGUAACCACCUCAGGGGUAAAGGGAAACCUCCCUAAUUUCUAACUGUCCCCAGGGGCCAGUAGCACCCCAAAACUUCUAACUAUCCCAGGAUAGGGAGCUUAGUGCCCCCACUCUCUACUGCUCCGCUCCCAGGGCCAAUGGCCAAACAGAUCAAAGCUAACCUACCCAGGUGGGUGUGUGGGCCCUCCAAACAACUCUCACCUAGUAGGGUGGGACAGGUCUGAGCCUGAAGGGUUCCCUAGUCUUUCUCUUCAACUUCCAAAGUGGGUGCUGAGCCCCUUUCACUUGGGACCCACUUCCCAUGUCAGGAGGCCAGAAGACAUGGCUUAAUGGAGACAAAUUAAAAGCAAAAACAACUAAC
Messenger RNA from Otolemur garnettii (small-eared galago), 1797 nucleotides. RefSeq names its product sirtuin 2 (gene SIRT2). NCBI's taxonomy places the organism in Eukaryota, Metazoa, Chordata, Mammalia, Primates, Galagidae. Gene Ontology annotation, molecular function: NAD+ binding. The record is from RefSeq and is a predicted model, not a curated record.